AUGUCCGCCCCGUCAGCCUUUCCGGCUGGCCUUCCUCCAUCCAUGCCUGCCGGCAGCCAUGAGAUACGAGACUACUACUCCAACCAAGACCCACCUCGGUCGUUGGCACACACUGCACCAUCCAUCACACCCUACCUUGGCCUCCGGGCUCGUUUAUCGCAGAUAUGGCUCAAUCGAUGGACCAUUCUGCUCCUACUUGUUCUUGCUCGCACCCUUAUCGCCAUCUCCGGGAUCGACAACGACUUGGGCUCGGCGCGACGCGAAGCUCUAUCCGCAUGUUCGGACGUUGAGUCGAUGGGUUCCACCAUGGCAUCCAUGCCUCAUUAUAUGUCUCAAGGAGUAAAUGAAAUGGCCGCCACUGGUGUCGAGAAGUCGGUCAACGGCCUGAUGCAGAUGACCACCUUGAGCGUUACGGCGGUUGAAGAGAUUGUCGUGUUUGUCAUUGGCAUGAUGACAAACACCUAUCUCUGCCUGAUCACUUUCGCUGUGAGCGGGAGCUUGCAUUCGGUCAUUGGAGCCUUGGACUCGGCGCAAACCGGUCUCAACACGCUCACCAAGAAUCUCGGGAAUGACAUGUCAGGUGUGGUGGGCGACUUUGAGUCGGCCUACAACAAAUUUCUAGACGCUCUCAAGGAUAUCACAGCAUUCGGACUAUCAGUUCCUCAACCUCCGCCACUGAACUUGACUCAGCAGGUCAAAACCCUUCAAGCCCUCAAGCUACCAGCAAACCUAGACGCCGAUCUUCAGAAGCUCAAUCAGUCAAUCCCCACCUUUGAUGAGGUCAAGAAUUUCACCGAAGGCGUUAUCCGGCUCCCGUUUGAAGAGGUCAAGCAACUCAUCAAUGGAUCACUUGGCAACUACACGUUCAACCGGUCGACGUUCCCCGUACCACAGAAGCAGGAACUUACCUUCUGCAGUGACAAUGACGGGAUUAACGACUUCUUUGACGACAUGGUCAGCCUGGCUGCUAUUGCGCGCAAAAUUUUCAUUGGCGUUCUGCUUACCCUGGCCAUCCUCGCCAUGCUUCCCAUGGCGUGGCGCGAGAUUCGGCGUUGGCGCAAGAUGCAAGAGCGUAGCCCGCUGGUUCAUUCAGAUGCGCAUGAUCCCAUGGAUGUUGUGUACUUGGUCAGUAGGCCAUAUACUUCAUCCGCCGGGCUGAAACUCUCCCACUCGUUUGAGUCUAGGCGCAAGAAAAAUCUCAUUCGCUGGGUGAUUGCGUACGCUACGUCCGAUGCCGCGUUGUUCGUCCUCGCACUUGCACUGGCGGGUUUGUUCUCGUGCGCCUGUCAGGCAAUCCUGCUCCGAUCGCUCGAAAGGGAGGUUCCCAACCUAAGCAACCAAGUGGGUGCCUUUUCCGACAAGGUCGUGGCACAACUCAACAAUGCGUCUCAGGAAUGGGCCGUCGGCACUAACGCAGCUAUUGCGUCCACCAGCCACGACAUCAAUCAGAACAUGUUGGGUUGGGUCAACACCACAACGACUGCGAUUAACGACACUCUGAACGCAUUUGUGGACAAGACAACAGAGGUGCUGAACGUCACUUUCGGCGGCACUCCUCUGUAUGACCCGAUCCUGGAGGUACUGUACUGCCUUGUCCUCAUGAAAGUCGCGGGCAUCGAGAAAGGCCUGACCUGGGUCCACGAUAACGCCCACGUCGACUUCCCCACGCUUCCGAACGACACUUUUAGCCUGGGCGCCGUUGCAAGUCUCGCAUCAACCAGCGAUCCCAGUGACUCAUUCCUCGCGAGUCCCGGCGAUGCCGCGAGCGAUAAGAUCUCCAGCGCUGUUGCCCGCGUCGUCAAUACGCUAACAGAUGCCAUUCGGACAGAGGCAAUCAUUUCGACCGUCAUCCUCCUCGUCUGGGUUCUGGUUGUGCUCAUUGGGGUCAUCCACGCUCUCACGCUUUGGGCUGGGCGGGACAAAGUCAGAGGUGAAGGUGGUGCUCCGGCAUUUCCUUCAUCUACUGUGUCAAAUCCCGACUUCCGCUCUGACAACCAGGACCGGUAUGCCGGCUUUGCGGAUAUCCCACUGUCUGCAGUGGACAAUACGAGGCCUUUGUCGCCUGCGCCCAGGUAUACCCCAUCCAAAGAGGUCGAAAUGCAGGAAGGUGGCUACCACGACUCAAAGCUCGGAUUUGCCGGACAACGGGCGUAUAAGGAGACUCCGCCAACGAGGAUUGAUAGCAAGCGGGGGAGCAUCUGGAAUGGGGAAUGA
Messenger RNA from Capronia epimyces CBS 606.96, 2214 nucleotides. RefSeq lists its product as uncharacterized. NCBI's taxonomy places the organism in Eukaryota, Fungi, Ascomycota, Eurotiomycetes, Chaetothyriales, Herpotrichiellaceae. The record is from RefSeq and is a predicted model, not a curated record. The transcript has a single exon. Bases 1 to 2214 code for a protein of 737 amino acids. Gene Ontology annotation, cellular component: mating projection tip.